Molecule: messenger RNA, 1326 nt
Organism: Penicillium daleae
Lineage: Eukaryota; Fungi; Ascomycota; Eurotiomycetes; Eurotiales; Aspergillaceae
Gene: bgt2
Product: GPI-anchored beta-1,3-endoglucanase EglC
Exons: 1
Coding region: 1-1326 (441 amino acids)
Biological process (GO): cell wall organization; carbohydrate metabolic process
Cellular component (GO): extracellular region; fungal-type cell wall; cell surface
Molecular function (GO): glucan endo-1,3-beta-D-glucosidase activity; 1,3-beta-glucanosyltransferase activity
Source: RefSeq, a predicted model, not a curated record
AUGUUCUCCAAGCAGGUCAUCGCUCUCGCGCUGUCCAUCGUGGCCGCCGAGGCUGCCCACCAGGGUUUCAACUACGGUUCCACCAAGACGGAUGGCAGCUACAACUACGAGGCCGACUUCAAGACUGAGUUCCAGACGGCCAAGAACCUCGUCGGCACCUCCGGCUUCACCAGUGCUCGUUUGUACACCAUGAUUCAGGGUGGUACCACCAACGACCCCAUCCAGGCUAUCCCCGCUGCUAUUGCCGAGGACACUUCCCUCCUGCUGGGUCUCUGGACCUCUGGCGGCAACAUCGACAACGAGAUCGCCGCCCUCAAGUCCGCCAUCAGCACCUACGGCGAGUCCUUCACCAAGCUGGUCGUCGGUAUCUCCGUCGGUAGCGAGGAUCUCUACCGUAACUCGGUCACUGGUGCCAAGAACAAGGCCGGUGUUGGUAUCAACCCCGACGAGCUCGUCAACUACAUCAAGCAGGUCAAGUCCACCAUCUCCGGCACCACCCUGAGCGGUGCCUUGAUCGGUCACGUCGACACCUGGGAUGCCUGGACCAACAGCUCCAACUCCGCCGUGAUCGACGAGAUCGACUGGCUCGGCUUCGACGGCUACCCCUACUACCAGACCACCAUGUCCAACGGCAUCGACCAGGGCAAGGCUCUGUUCGACGACGCCGUCGCCAAGACCAAGUCUGUCGCCAACGGUAAGGAGGUCUGGAUCACCGAGACCGGCUGGCCACUCAGCGGCCCCAACGAGGGCGAUGCCGUUGCCUCCCUCGCCAACGCCAAGCAGUACUGGGACCAGGUUGGCUGCCCUCUCUUCGGCGAGACCAACACCUGGUGGUACCUGCUCGCCGAUGCUGGCUCCAGCCCCAGCUUCGGUAUCACCGGUAGCACCUCCACUACCAACCCCCUGUUCGAUCUGUCCUGCAAAUCCACCUCCUCCAGCUCUAGCUCGGCCUCUGCCUCUACCUCCACCGGCACCGCUGUCACCCAGUCUGUUUCUGGCUCUGCUUCUACUACUGGCUUUGCUACCUCCACGGUUGGCCUCGGCGUUGGUCGCAACAGCACCAAGGUUACUACCCAGACCUCCACCCCUCUGAUUGUCUCCACCCAGACCGUCGGCUCUAGCUCUGGCACUUCUCCUUCUUCUUCUUCUUCUUCUUCUUCCUCCUCCUCCAACACCGGCAGCUCCUCGUCUGGCUCCGGCUCUUCCAGCUCUGCUGCUGCCACUUCCACCACCACUUCCACCACCAGCUUCAACUCUGCUGCCCGUUCCUCUGGCUCGGCUUUCACUGCCCUUGCCGCUGCUCUGGUCCUCGCCAUUGCUGUUUAA